This is a messenger RNA of Onychomys torridus (southern grasshopper mouse), 1293 nucleotides long. RefSeq names its product metallophosphoesterase 1 (gene Mppe1). The coding region runs from base 1 to 696 and encodes 231 amino acids. The transcript has 5 exons. Gene Ontology annotation, biological process: GPI anchor biosynthetic process. The record is from RefSeq and is a predicted model, not a curated record. NCBI's taxonomy places the organism in Eukaryota, Metazoa, Chordata, Mammalia, Rodentia, Cricetidae.
AUGGGACAAUGGGAAGAGAGCCUCACACGUGUGUCCUGGUGGCCUGACCUUCUGCCUGCUCCUGUCUGCCUCAGUUUUGUGAUGGUCAACAGCGUCGCGAUGGAAGGGGAUGGUUGUAGCAUCUGCUCUGAAGCGGAAGCCGAGCUCAAAGAGAUUUCUCGUAAACUGAAUUGCUCCCGAGAGGUGCAGGGAUCCAGCCAGUGUGAAGGUGAGCAGCGGUUCCCCUUUUCCGCCCCGGUGCUGCUGCAGCACUACCCGCUCUAUCGGGCCAGCGAUGCUAAUUGUUCUGGUGACGAUGCGGCACCUCCAGAGGAGAAGAGUGUCCCCUUUAAGGAGAAAUACGAUGUUCUUUCUCGGGAGGCCUCACAAAAGCUGCUGUGGUGGCUCCAGCCUCGCCUGGUUCUGAGUGGCCACACGCACAGCGCCUGUCAGGUGCUCCAUCCUGGAGGAGCCCCCGAGGUGAGCGUCCCAUCCUUCAGUUGGAGGAACAGAAACAACCCCAGCUUCAUCAUGGGAAGUCUGACAUCCAGAGAGUUUGCUCUCUCCAAGUGCUACCUUCCACUUGAGGACAGGGUGCUGGCCACGUACGGCGCCGCAGGUGGCUUCCUGGCCAUCCUCACCUUAAUGCACUUUGAACGCCUGCCUUCAUCUUUCCUGUUGGGUUGGAAACUGUGCAGAAGGCACACGAGAAGAUGAAGAGCCGGUGACUGUCGCAUAUGGUAAUAUAAAUCAAUGCCAAAGACUCAGGACUUCCGGUGGGGCUCCUGUGAGCCACGGAGGAGAGCAAAUGUUGGUUGUCCUUACGCACAUCAUGGGAAUUCUGAAUCAUCAAUGCCAGUGACUGCAGAAUAAACAGUUGACUGUACUGUUCUCAUGCUAUAAAAAGGGAGCGUGUACUCUACAACAAAUUUGUCUUUUUGUUUUAUCAAAUAUAUGUGUCAUCAAAGGUUGCAUCUGUACAGUAUAUAAAUGUUAUGGACACUGUCACUCGCAUGCACGACACAGAGCCCUUGCUUCCCCAGGGAAGGGCCCAGCAGCUUCGGUGCACACUUGAGGCUAUGUGUGUACCUAAAAGUUGGAUUUCUCUGUCCCUCUAUGAAGUGGGUCUCAGUUUCAUAUAGAUCAUGAAGCUGUAUGCUGGAAAGUACAGAUUCAAUGUGCAGGAACACAUUGUGUUUCUCUUGUGUUUCGUGCUAAUGGGAACCAGACUUUUAGUUUAAUUUUCUCUCUCGAAGACCAUGUUGUCACAUCUGAAUUCAAUGCUGUUGAUGAUUAAAACUUGAAGAAAAUGGA